Cryptococcus wingfieldii CBS 7118 is the source of this 348-nucleotide messenger RNA. Its product is annotated as prefoldin subunit 2. The record is from RefSeq and is a predicted model, not a curated record. Gene Ontology annotation, molecular function: protein folding chaperone. The transcript has 3 exons. Bases 1 to 348 code for a protein of 115 amino acids. Lineage: Eukaryota; Fungi; Basidiomycota; Tremellomycetes; Tremellales; Cryptococcaceae. Gene Ontology annotation, biological process: protein folding. Gene Ontology annotation, cellular component: cytoplasm; prefoldin complex.
AUGCCUCCCAAAGCCCCCGCCACCGUCGAAGAAGCGCAGGCAAUCUUCCAGAGAUACCGCACGGAGCUCCAACUGCUCGCCACGAAAAUAGGGGAAAUCGAGACGGACCUCGACGAGCACGCCUUGGUCCUGAAGACUCUGCAACCAUUGCAAUCUUCCGAUCCCACACGGACGUGCUACCGAUUGAUCGGCGGUACCCUCGUAAAGCGCACCGUUACCGACGUCGUCCCCUCCCUCGAAGCAACCCACAACGGAAUACAAAAAGCUCUGGAUACACUGGCCGCCAAUUACAAGCAGAAGGAUGCAGAGUUUGCGGAUUGGAGAAAGGUUGCUGGUGUACAGGGAUGA